GUGGACCCGACUUAACAGUAAUCGUUACCAACCUCACAAUCCCCCCUCAUUGCACAACACAAUCCCAGCACUCCCUGCUACUAGGAGCAAAAGUAGAAGAAGAAGAAGAAAAUACAGAAAAUCUAGAAAGCAAAAAUAGCCAUGGUUUCUGUAGCAGCAGCAGCAGCAACAACAACAGCACAAUCCAAUCUCCUAUUCUCAAGUUCUCGUUCCAUCUCUCGUCUAUCUCCUUUCCAACUAUGCGUCUUUGACUCCAACACACUUCUUUCAUGCCCCAACAACAGUAAUAGUAGCAAGAAGAAACACGUUGGUGCUGGGGUUCGAUGCAUGGCUGUGGGCACAGCAGAGGCGGCGACAAAGAAGAGUACGUUUGAGAUUCAGACACUGACGGGCUGGUUGUUGAAGCAGGAACAGGCAGGUGUGAUUGAUGCAGAGCUCACUAUUGUGCUGUCGAGCAUUUCAAUGGCGUGCAAGCAGAUUGCUUCGCUGGUGCAGAGAGCUAGCGUUUCCAACUUGACUGGAGUACAGGGUGCUGUUAACAUUCAAGGGGAGGACCAGAAAAAACUGGACGUUGUCUCAAAUGAGGUUUUCUCCAAUUGCUUGAGAUCAAGUGGACGAACAGGGAUCAUAGCAUCAGAGGAAGAGGAUGUGCCCGUGGCAGUGGAAGAGAGUUACUCUGGCAACUACAUUGUUGUAUUUGACCCUCUUGAUGGAUCAUCAAACAUUGAUGCAGCUGUGUCCACUGGCUCUAUCUUUGGUAUAUACAGCCCAAAUGAUGAGUGCCUCGCUGAUGUUGAUGACGACGACUCCACUCUUGACAAAGUGGAACAGAGGUGUGUUGUGAGCGUGUGCCAACCAGGAAGCAACCUUCUUGCUUCUGGUUAUUGCAUGUACUCAAGCUCUGUGAUCUUUGUUCUCACAAUUGGAAAUGGUGUAUUUGCUUUCUCCUUGGACCCUAUGUAUGGGGAAUUCUUGUUGACUCAAGAAAAGAUCCAGAUACCGAAAACUGGAAAAAUCUACUCAUUCAAUGAAGGGAACUAUCAGCUUUGGGAUGACAAGUUGAAGAAGUACAUUGAUGAUCUCAAGGACCCAGGUCCCAGUGGCAAGCCCUAUUCUUCUCGGUAUAUUGGUAGUUUGGUUGGUGAUUUCCAUCGGACACUGCUCUAUGGUGGCAUUUAUGGGUACCCUAGAGACAAGAAGAGCAAGAAUGGGAAGCUGAGGCUCUUGUAUGAGUGUGCUCCAAUGAGCUUUAUAGUGGAACAAGCUGGUGGGAAAGGAUCAGAUGGCCAGAACAGAAUACUUGACAUUACACCAGUUGAGAUCCAUCAACGUGUUCCACUUUACAUUGGUAGCCAGGAGGAAGUCGAGAAAUUGGAGAAGUAUUUAGCUUGAUGAACAUGUCAUAGCCAAGAAAGUAAUUUUGUUAGCAAAUACAAUUGUUUCUUCAUGCAAGAAAUACUCUAAAUUGGAAUUAAGAAAGAAAAAUGUUGUUUGUGUUA
Molecule: messenger RNA, 1499 nt
Organism: Quercus robur (English oak)
Lineage: Eukaryota; Viridiplantae; Streptophyta; Magnoliopsida; Fagales; Fagaceae
Product: fructose-1,6-bisphosphatase, chloroplastic-like
Exons: 4
Coding region: 142-1392 (416 amino acids)
Biological process (GO): sucrose biosynthetic process; fructose metabolic process; fructose 1,6-bisphosphate metabolic process
Cellular component (GO): cytoplasm; cytosol
Molecular function (GO): fructose 1,6-bisphosphate 1-phosphatase activity
Source: RefSeq, a predicted model, not a curated record